GGGAUGACGUCACCUGAUUCGACUCCCGUCGUUCCUCGCGGCUGAAAGAUGGCCGAUCGAGGAUUUUAGGUCUCCUAGGAAAUAGUCUCUUCUCCUUUGUCCCCAGCGUUUUUAUGAAUGGUGUGCUCAAUUCCUAGCGCGCGUCAAGGCUGACCGACAUCGCCCGAGUGCGCGCCUACCGUGUUCCGUCCCAAGAACGAGGAUUAGCGGCCCAGAUGUUCAGCUGACGUGCAUCAUCGGGGCCAAUCAUGGAGACUGUAGCAUAGGCCUAAAAGCCUCGGGAUCGAUAGGCUGCUAGCGCCGGUCAUGCGCUUUAUUUAGUCCCCACAAAACUGUGCUGUAUUUAUACCGAUCAUGCAAGCCCCAAACGUCCCCGAGCCUCCGCCCGCAGAGUGCAACAUCAAAGUCGUAUGCCGCUUUAGGCCGCUUAACGAUGCCGAGGAGCGUGCCGGCAGCAAGUUCAUCGCGAAGUUCCCCUCGGGUUCCGAGGAUUGUACGGCGAUUGGCGGCAAAGUCUACGUGUACGACAAGGUGUUCAAGCCGAACGCGACGCAGGAGAAGGUCUACAACGAGGCAGCCAAGGUCAUCGUCAAAGAUGUCCUCAUGGGCUACAAUGGAACCAUAUUUGCCUACGGCCAGACAUCCAGUGGGAAGACCCACACAAUGGAGGGCGUUCUCGGAGACUCCUACAGCCAGGGCAUUAUCCCCCGCAUCAUUAACGAUAUUUUUAAUCACAUUUAUUCAAUGGAUGAAAAUAUUGAGUUCCACAUAAAGGUUUCGUACUAUGAAAUUUAUUUAGACAAGAUACGUGAUCUCUUAGACGUAACAAAAACUAACCUCUCCGUUCAUGAGGACAAGAACAGAGUUCCCUUCGUCAAGGGUGCAACCGAGAGGUUCGUCACCAGUCCAGAGGAAGUGAUGGAAGUCAUUGACGAGGGAAAAUCUAACAGACACAUCGCCGUCACAAACAUGAACGAGCACAGCUCGAGGAGCCACAGUGUGUUCCUGAUCAACGUCAAGCAAGAAAACCUGGAUGACCAGAAGAAGCUCAGCGGGAAGCUGUAUUUGGUCGACCUUGCGGGCAGCGAAAAGGUGAGCAAGACAGGAGCCGAGGGCAUGGUGCUGGACGAAGCUAAGAACAUCAACAAGUCGCUGUCAGCCCUGGGCAAUGUGAUCGCCGCACUGGCUGACGGAAACAAGUCCCACAUCCCAUAUCGUGACAGCAAGUUGACGAGAAUCCUGCAGGAGAGUCUGGGAGGCAACUCGCGGACCACAAUCAUCAUCUGCUGUUCCCCUGCAUCCUUCAACGAGUGCGAGACAAAGUCAACGCUAGAGUUUGGCAAGAGGGCCAAGACGAUCAAGAACACGGUAAUCGUGAAUGAGGAGCUGACAGCCGAAGAGUGGAAACGGCGCUUCGACAAGGAAAAGGAGAAAGUCACCAAGCUCAAGGGUCAACUCAGCAGAGCGGAGUUCGAGCUGGGGCGCUGGCGGAAUGGAGAGUCGGUGCCCACGGAGGAGCAACUGAAAGACCUGGAGAGCAGCACCCUGAGCCUGUCGGAGACGGCGUCUGCCAGCUCGUCGUCUGCCAACCUGCCGGCUCUAGCCGCGGCAGCCGGCGCCGGUGCCGCCCCCGCAGCCGGGGGUGCCGGUGCCAAGGCGGACCCCCUGGUGGGGGAGGAGCGCAGCCGCCUGUAUGCGCAACUGGACGAGAAGGAUGACGAGAUUGACCGCCAGAGCCAGCUCAUCGAGAAGCUCAAGGAGCAGAUGAUGGAGCAGGAGGAGCUGAUCACGUCCAUGCGGCGCGACUACGGGGGCCAGCAGCAAGAGAUGCUGCGCAUCCAGCAGGAGAACGAGUCUGCCAAGGAGGAGGUGAAGGAGGUGCUGCAGGCCCUGGAGGAGCUGGCCGUCAACUAUGACCAGAAGUCCCAGGAGGUGGACACCAAGAACCGGGAGUUUGAGACGCUCAGCGAGGAGCUGAACCAGAAGCUGAGCCAGCUGAACAGCGCUCAGAACGAGCUGCAGCAGAUGAAGGACCACAGUGUGCACCAGAAGAAGCGCACCACUGAGAUGCUCACCAGCCUGCUCAAGGACCUCGGCGAGAUCGGCACCGUGCUCGGAGGCAACUCGGCCGACGUCAAGCCAGGCACAGACAUGAACGGCAAGAUCGAGGAGGAGUUCACGGUCGCCCGCCUUUACAUCAGCAAGAUGAAGUCCGAAGUGAAGGCCCUGGCUCAGCGUUGCCACCAGCUUGAGUCAUUCCAGUCGGAUUGCAACAAGAAGAUUGAGUCCAAUGAAAAGGACCUUGCAGAGUGCAGGCUACUUAUCAGCCAGUACGAGGCCAAGAUGAAGUCUCUUCAGGAGUCGAUGAAGGACAUUGAGAACAAGCGACGCUCGCUAGAAGAGUCUUUGGACGAGCUCAACGAAGAAUGCUCCAAGCUCAAGGCAGCUGAGGAGAUGCACAUCAUGGCCUCGAAGGAGAAGGAGAAGGAGAAGGACUCUGCCGAGAAGAUGAAAGAGGCCCUGGAGCAGCAGAUCGAGAAGCACAGGGACGCCCACCAGAAGCAGCUGUCCUCGCUGCGGGACGAGAUCGCCGACAAGAUGACCCACAUUGACCAGCUCAAGGACACCAACCAGAAGUUGUCCCUGGCACAAGACCGCCUGCAGCAAGAAUAUGAGAAGCUGAAGCAGGAGGAACAGGAGAAGAGCCAGAAGCUGCAGGAACUACAAUUCCUGAAUGCCCGGCGUGAGCAGGCCCGCCAGGACCUGAAGGGCCUGGAGGAGACUGUGUCCAAGGAGCUGCAGACACUGCACAACCUGCGCAAGCUCUUCGUGCAGGACCUGCAGAGCCGGGUGAAGAAGGCCUCGGCCGGAGAGGAUUCGGAGGAUGCCUCGGGGGGCAGCCUGGCCCAAAAGCAGAAGAUCGCCUUCCUCGAGAACAACCUGGACCAGCUUACCAAGGUCCACAAGCAGUUGGUGCGUGACAACGCCGACUUGCGCUGCGAACUGCCUAAGCUGGAAAAGCGCUUGCGAGCAACGAUGGAGCGAGUCAAGGCUCUGGAAACUGCUCUGAAAGAAGCGAAGGAGAGUGCCAUGCGCGACAGAAAGCGCUACCAGUAUGAGGUGGAUCGCAUCAAGGAGGCAGUCAGGCAGAAGAACUUGGCCAGGAGAACUCACAUGGCCCAGAUCGCCAAGCCAAUCCGAGCCGGGCAGCCACAUGCCCCAGUUGGGGCGGCCAUCCGUGGCGGCGGCAUGGUCUACCAGCCACCCAGUGCAGCUAUGGAGAAGGCCUAAGCCGCCGCUUACACAGACCGCCGCUGCAGCUCCCAGCCGAGGAGGAUGACAGAGACAACCAACCGAAGGCCUUGCUUGUGUCUUGCUCAUGCAUGCUUUCCCUGGAACAUCUCUCUUCUGCACUGUAUACUGCAAACCAGCACAACAGCUUCCAAAGAGAAGGCAAAGUGCUUUAUAGAACCAAACCGCUUGAUGCAUUCUACCAGUCCAUAUGGUUAAGCCUACCUAGGUUGUUUUAUGGUCCCCUGCUCUUUUUAUGGUACGAACAUUUUGUGUCUACUAAGUCUUUUUUUAGUGUGUUUUAAUUUUUUUUUUCUUUUGUUGGGGGUUAUUUAUGGCAUGCCGGAUGGAAGCGGCUGGCUCGGACACCUUGGUGUUUCUAGCACUGCCGAGGGAUCAGACGUGCGCGCUUUUCCUCGCAGGGUCUUAAUUUGGCACUUCGACACUUCCAGUUUUUGUUGCUAUUUUUCUUUGUUGCUUUCCAGUGUUUCCGUCCCCUUGUGGCGAACUGGCAACGCGAAGCUAGGGAAACGAAAGAAAGUGAAACAACACGCACAUGCAGCAGCAUCCCGGUUGCACACGCACACCUGCUCCGGAAGAUUCGGGUUUUGUCACACGGUGCGGGACAAAGUGGGGCGCUUCCCGUUUGUCUCUGAGCGAGGAGGUUAGCCCAGAAAGGUGGUGCGAGCCAAUUAUAUGGCAGAGCCUGAAACAUCCCCCUCUCUCCCCCUCUGCUUUUCCUCUUUCAACAUUCUCCCUUUUAGGAAUACAAUCGCGGACAAAAUAUAACUACAAAGCUGCUUUUUUUUUUUUUUUUUUUUUACUUGUUUUGCAGGGUUUGUGUUUUGCUUAUUCUAGUUUGACUUUCUUUGAAGUAUGCUGUCUAGCCCCUAGCCGAGCCGAUCCGUGCCCGCCCUAGUUUUGGGGGCCCCGCCCACUGUCGCGAUAUGUGGAAACUAUCUGCUGCAUGCAGAUGCUAUCCGACGAGUGUGGCGCUGCGACCCCCUGCACGCUUAUAACUGGCGGCGGUGGACUCUGGCUUGUUUUGCGGUUGCUUUUGCCGUCUUCUCGGCCUGUAUAUACUUUUGGGUGGGACGCUGCGAUUGCCGGCAACGGUGGCGGCUGGCUUUGUGCUUGGUCGCCUUCUCUCCUGCCUUCCUUUCCUUUCCUUCGUGAGUGACGGUAGAAACGGCAGUAUAUUUUUGGACGAGAGCCGCCGCGAUGGUAUCCCGGAAGUUUGUUGUGCCUUUUCGUAUCGGUUUGUUGCGGCGGUGCAGAAGCGAGACGAGAAAACGGAAGCUGGCGAAAGUGGAGGAGGAAGAGGAGUGAGUGGAGCGUUUUGUGUGAUAUAUUUUAGGGGUCUUUGUUUUUGCUCGAGUUUUCUUGGCAGUUGUUUGGACCAAAAAUGAGUAUAACUACACUGGGGCCGCUACGCUAUCCGUAUGAUUUUGGCGUGCAACUCUCGAUUGAUACCCGCAUUUCGUUAGUAGCGUAGUAAUCUUUUUUUAAAACUGUGCUCCGUAACGGUUAUUUAUAAUCUUCGAAGCAGUCGCGGAGUAGUUGUAUUUUAAUUGUUUCGAGAGUAUACCCCAACAGGUGCGAAAGAACUUUGGCCGGGGGGCGAGAAGUUGCCACAUCUUGGUUUGUAUUUCCCGGGCGCACAGCGUGCACGCGUCAGGCGCUUUGAAGCCGAACUAGGCUCAUUGGCACCGAUGGGUUAGUGCAAUUACUGUGUGCAACACACCGUCUCUGGGCGGAUUGCUUAUAAUGAUUUGCAUACAAAAGUGAACACCCGUUUUCGGCACCAUGUUUGCGGAAAACUAACUGAGCAUUUUUAUUUAUGACAUUGUAUUGUAAUACCUGUGGCUUAAUAAAACUUUCGUUUUCGGUGGUCUCAAGUA
Molecule: messenger RNA, 5192 nt
Organism: Ixodes scapularis (black-legged tick)
Lineage: Eukaryota; Metazoa; Arthropoda; Arachnida; Ixodida; Ixodidae
Gene: Khc
Product: kinesin heavy chain
Exons: 23
Coding region: 355-3291 (978 amino acids)
Biological process (GO): microtubule-based movement
Molecular function (GO): microtubule motor activity; microtubule binding; ATP binding
Source: RefSeq, a predicted model, not a curated record